AUGGCAAUAUUUCCUCCGGAUCCAAAAUAUAUUUUUCGUGGUAACAUGGAUUGUGUAAAUUGUAUUCUUUUUCAAAUAACUUCCAACAUAGAACAUCUUUAUGCAGGUACUGCUAAAGGCAAUAUCCAUGUUUGGGAUUUAAAUACAAAUAGAGAAUUAUAUCAAAUUACAUCAAAUCAGGAUUCUUGUUUAAAUUUACAAAAUUUAAACAAUGAUAAUUUAUUUGUACAACAUAAAUGUGGUUUAUUAAAAAUAUAUAAAAAAACAGAAGCUCAGUGGAUCAUGCAUAAAUCAAUGAAUAUAGAUUUUUAUCAUUAUUGCAGGUUUCAAAUAUUUUCUGAUAAUGAAAUAUUUAUACCACUUAAAGAAUCCACUGUUGGAAUUUUAUCUUCAAUUACUUUUAAUAUAGAAUUGAAAUUAAAUACUUCAAAUUUUCAAAAUCUGGGAGAAGUAAUGGCUAUUAAACCACUGAAAAAUGAAAAAUUAGUUUUAAUUGCUUAUGAAGUAGGAAAAUUAAUCCUAUGGGAUGUUCGACAAAAUAAAAUAUUAAGUUCUUUAACUGUAGAAACAUGUCCAAUGGCUUUAGAUUUUGAUACUACUUUAAUGAAAGGAGUUAUUGCUGGUCCUUCUGACAAUUUACAGAUAUUUACAUUAUCAGUUAAUCAUUUAUUAAAUAAUAAAAAUAAGAUAACUAUAACAAAUCCUGGUACUUCUAUAAUAAGAAUUAGACCUGAUGCUAAAAUUAUGGCUGUUGGUGGAUGGGAUAGUCGAGUUAGAAUAUUUUCUUGGAAAAGUUUAAAACCAUUAGCUGUUUUAAAUCAACAUAAAGAUACUGUACAAGAUAUUAAUUAUUCUAUACAAGGAAUAAAAGUAUAUGAUAACAAAUGCAUAAUGGCUACAGCUGCAAAAGAUGGAUAUAUUGCAUUAUGGGAUAUUUAUAAUUAAACUUUAUUAAUGAAAAACUAUUGAAUAAAUUAAAUAAUGAUUUGUUUAAGUAAUUAAAAAUUAUCUAUUAAUCUAUAUAAAAUAUUAUAUCUAUAUAAAAGUUUAAUCAAAUUAUAUGAAAUAAUUUCAUACAAUAUAUAUAAAAUUAUAUAAUAUUUUGUUUCAUUAUAUUUCAAUUCAUGUAAAUAUUAAUUUUUUAUUAAUAAAUUAUGUAUUUAAUAUCACAUAUAAAA
This is a messenger RNA of Apis cerana (Asiatic honeybee), 1178 nucleotides long. Its product is annotated as guanine nucleotide-binding protein subunit beta-like protein 1. Gene Ontology annotation, molecular function: protein binding. The record is from RefSeq and is a predicted model, not a curated record. NCBI's taxonomy places the organism in Eukaryota, Metazoa, Arthropoda, Insecta, Hymenoptera, Apidae.